This is a messenger RNA of Setaria italica (foxtail millet), 2249 nucleotides long. RefSeq names its product myb-related protein 2. Gene Ontology annotation, molecular function: DNA binding; DNA-binding transcription factor activity. Lineage: Eukaryota; Viridiplantae; Streptophyta; Magnoliopsida; Poales; Poaceae. The record is from RefSeq and is a predicted model, not a curated record. Bases 893 to 2131 code for a protein of 412 amino acids. The transcript is spliced from 7 exons.
AGCAUAAAACGCAUGGCCCAAACUUUUCUGGACUGCAAUGUGAAUAUGUACCAAUCUUAGGAAAGGACACUGAUGGAACUUAUUCUUGUUCAUAUUCCAUGCACUUUAAAGUAGUACAACGGACAGAAUAAAAUUGAUAUAAAAACUUCAUUUCUGUAAGCAGAAUAGCUCCUCCAAAAAGUAUAACAGCAAGUGUCAUCGUGUCGCUUAAACAAAAUUAGCCCACACUGCAUCCGAUUCCACUAUAAACAAUAAUUAAUUUAAUCAUGUAACAUAGUGCAGUAAGACUGAACCACAUAGUGCAGUAAGACUGAAUCAUUCGUAAAUACCAACAAAAUAACCUCCAGCAAGCAGGAUAGAGAAGCUACUCAAACCAUUUUUCCCUGGUGAUUCAUAAGGCAUAAAUUCAGAAUGACAUCUUUCACAAACUGAACAGAUCAGAUAGCAGAAUCGAAUGCCAGAAAGCUACAUAUAUGAUAAAAGGGUAACUUGCUUCAUCAAUGGGUGUUUGUGUUUAUCUCUAUACAUGCACACACACACUUAAACUGAAUUAAACCAGUAGAAUACACUGAGAGAAAAGUAAGGUGUACAUAGCAGUCACAGGUUGAAAAUCAAAAUGAAAAUUUCUAUUUGGGUUAUUGAUUCCAGAAUAGCAAAAGAUAGCAUCUUCUGUUAGUAGCCUUAAAGAUUAUUCUUUUGAUGUUUGUUCCUAGAUGCUAGAUUCUAUGUUUUCCCAUAUAAGGAGCACCUCGCAAGGCCCUCCUUAUCAACCUGAGAAGGCCAAAAGGGUAUCAACAAGCUUAAGGCAGGACAAGAGUGUGUUUGAGCUAGUCAACAGGAACAACUUCAACGUCUGAGAACAGAGAAAAGAGGCCACUGGAAAACAGAGCAGAUGUAUCACCAACAUCAAGGCCCGAGUGAGCUCUUCACUACAAGGACAUCCUUUCCAAUGGAGCAGCAUCUGUUUUUGCGUGGGGGAAAUGCCCAAGGAGAUUCUGGGCUGGUUCUCUCAACUGACGCUAAACCAAGGCUGAAAUGGACACCUGAGUUACAUCAGCGAUUUGUAGAUGCAGUCAAUCAAUUAGGUGGAGCUGAGAAAGCUACACCAAAAACAGUCAUGAGGCUCAUGGGCAUUCCAGGACUCACCUUGUACCAUCUGAAAAGUCAUCUCCAGAAAUACAGACUUAGCAAGAACCUCCAAGCUCAAGCGAAUGUCAGUACAUCAAAGAAUGCCAUAGGAUGUACAAACAUUGCUGAUAGGAUGCCUGGAACAAGUGCACCAACAAUGAGCAGUACAAAUGCCAUUCCACAAGCAGAGAAGACUAUUCAAAUUGGUGAAGCACUUCAGAUGCAAAUCGAGGUUCAGAGGCAGCUAAAUGAACAGCUUGAGGUGCAAAGGCAUCUACAACUACGAAUAGAAGCCCAAGGGAAGUACCUACAGGCAGUUUUAGAGCAGGCACAAGAGACACUUGGAAAACAGAAUUUGGGUCCUGCAAACCUUGAAGAUGCAAAAAUAAAAAUAUCAGAGCUGGUAUCACAAGUAUCAAAUGAGUGCUUCAGCAAUGCAAUUACAGAUAUAAAAGAAAGUUCAAGUGUGCAUAGAUUAGAGCCCAAACAAAUCCAGUUUGUUGAAAGCUCAACAAAUAAUUAUUUGACUGCAGCUGAAGGAUUCAUCAAGGAGCACAGACUACACCAUCAUGGAGUACUAAAAGCACAUGAUGAUAGUUCAUUAUUUUGCAGAAAAGGAUCUCAUGAACAUGAGACCCCGUUGGCCCUUAACAGAAGCUUAAGUGAACGUAGGAUGGCUCAUUUGCAGAUUGAGAACGGGUACAGUAAAGCAGAGUUAGGGUAUGAAAAUGAUACAGAGAUGGCACCUGAGUAUAUUGGACCUCCAAAGAAUGGUGGAGGUAGCACCAGCAGUUCGGCGUCAGGAAGCAAAGGAGACGCAGAGAAGCCAUAUCUCGAAGAACCAAACUGCACGAGACAGGCGGUUGAAUAUCCCAGAGAAAGCAAGCUACUAGACUUUGGGCACUCAUGUCCGGGGAAGAAACUUGACCUGAACACCCACAAUGUCGACGACACUGAUCAAGCUUACAGACAUUUUGAUUUGAAUGGCUUCAGCUGGAGCUGAUAAUAUGUAAGAUGAUCAAAGUGAAGAAAUGGAAUUACAAAUAAUUUCUUCCAGCAUUGAUGAGACCAUUGAUACAUGAUCAAACAACAUAUAUAAAGUGGUGUCAAGGCAUCAUUCA